CAAGUACAGCACAACUGGUCGGCGUACAACAACUCAACAACGUCCUACAACACCACAACUGAGCGUACAACGUCCUAUACGGAAAACUUCGAUGGCUGUCAGACAGUUUGCUGUCGCCGUGCUGGUCCUGACGAUGCUGUUUCGCUGUCGCGCGCAGAGGCCGGCGUGCUGUGAGUCCGGGUCGUGCAUCUGUCCCUACGUCAGCCGCCUGCAUAACCCGGGGAACCACGGCUACGGCAUCCUCACGACGGGCAAGCGGCAGUGGAGACAGCACGGGCCGGCCACGCUGUCACCCAACCAACUUCUCACGACGUCUCAAGCAGCGCCACCUGGCGGAGAGGGCGCGACGACAUCCAGUCAUGAUACAGACAGAGACGAUCCCGUCAUCAGUGUCCGUGUGAAACUGCACCGCCUGGCCGAACGACUCCAUAAGCUCAGAGAGAAGUCGCUGACGAAAGCCUCACGCCUGUGGUCCAGCUCCGGCCCGAUGAAACCGCCGCCGGCGUCCGUACAGCAGCGCGCUAUGGACCGGCGGUAGAGACCGGGCAGACAGGACUGCAAGCAAGCAAGCAAGCAGGAACAAGAUUUGUGCAGCAAGAAAGCAAGCGAGCAAGCAAGAACAAAAUUUGAAAAUAACGGCUUUAUGAUAUCGUUACGACGAGGGUGAUUCUGAGAACACACGAUGAAAUGAAAAAACAAAAACGAGUAUGUAAGGAUAAAACGUAAUGUAUUUCACUACUUCUCAAGUAUUUACUGUGGAGGAACUGGUUCUCUCUGUACAGUUCCACACUUCUAUACUGUACCGA
Messenger RNA from Branchiostoma belcheri (Belcher's lancelet), 806 nucleotides. RefSeq lists its product as uncharacterized. Gene Ontology annotation, biological process: neuropeptide signaling pathway; feeding behavior. The transcript is spliced from 4 exons. The record is from RefSeq and is a predicted model, not a curated record. NCBI's taxonomy places the organism in Eukaryota, Metazoa, Chordata, Leptocardii, Amphioxiformes, Branchiostomatidae. Bases 92 to 538 code for a protein of 148 amino acids.